GUGAAGACACUGGGUUAUUUUUAUAGUAAACAGGGCGCUCCUGUUUGCUCCCAGUGAGCUCCCCUGUUACUCUCAAACCUCAGAGGAAGAAGCACUAGCAGGAUCUCUCACACACUCUCAGCCUCUUUAUCAAGACAGAUAUCAUGGAGAAGGAUCCACAGCCUCCCCAGGAAAUACCAGCACCGCCGUACCCUGGCCCACCUGUGAACCACAGCUACCCAACUCAGCCUGGCCCUCAACCUGGUUUUCCAGGUCAGCCUGCUUACCUGUACAACCCACAACAACCUCAGAUCAUACAACCCGUGGCCCAGGUGGUGAUGGUGCAGCAGUUGCCAACUGAUGCUCCUGCAGAGAUGGUUUGUCCUACCUGCCGAAACACCGUUAUCACUAAAAUUGAGUACAGAAAUGGUUUUCUCACCUGGCUGCUCUGUGGCUUACUUGGAAUCUUCGUGUGCUGGCCUUGCUGUCUGAUCCCGUUCUGCGUGGAUGCUUGCAAGGAUGUGGAGCAUUCCUGCCCCGCCUGCAACACUGUCCUCCACAUCCAUCAACGCAGGUGAAGCAGCACCGCAGGGAAAACUCUACUACAACUCUCUCUCUAUACUGCAGGUAGAG
Thunnus maccoyii (southern bluefin tuna) is the source of this 612-nucleotide messenger RNA. RefSeq names its product LITAF domain-containing protein-like. Lineage: Eukaryota; Metazoa; Chordata; Actinopteri; Scombriformes; Scombridae. The transcript is spliced from 6 exons. Bases 144 to 557 code for a protein of 137 amino acids. Gene Ontology annotation, molecular function: zinc ion binding. The record is from RefSeq and is a predicted model, not a curated record.